GUCUGUCCCACUCACUCCACACGGCAAGGCAGGAGCUGCUGUCUCGCUUAUCCUACCUGGUGCAGACGAAACAAAUUCCGAAUACGUCGGCAUCGAAAUAACAACACAUAACUUUGCAAGCCGCUGUAUACGGGUUCCGUUUCCUCUGUUCGGUCUGUUCCAACGCACAAAUUAGCUACUCAAUCGAUACUUUAUAGUAAUUUGUAGUUAGCAUUUAUUUUAAUCAAAAUCCGCAUUAAUCUUUGGUGCGGCGCCUAUCGUAGCGCAUAAAAGCAGCGAACAACAGAACGCUUUCACCCGGGAGUGUACUACCUGGCGUACUGCUGGCGUGAUAAAAAGUUUCGUUCAAAUCCUGGACUCGCACAGAUUUACCGAUGGCCAUCAAAGCAGGAAUGGGGAGGAAAUCUUCCAACAAAAAUCCUCCAUUCUUCAGCCAUGAGUUUGUCAUCCAAAAUCAUGCGGACAUUGUGUCGUGCAUUGCGAUGAUCUUCGUCGUAGGAAUAAUGCUUCAGCCGACGCAAUCCCUAGCUAGCACCUUCGUUGCCUUACGCCACAACGUAUCCGGAGCAGAUCCCAGCCAGGAAAACCCCAUGGGCGUGCAGUACCUGUACACGGCCGGAUGGAAAGAUGCUUGUGCGGUGUUUUUCUACACGCUAAUCUGUAUCAUCAUGCACGCUAUACUACAGGAGUAUGUGUUGGAUAAAAUAUCGAAGAAGCUUCACCUGUCCAAGUUCAAACUGUCACGCUUCAAUGAAUCCGGUCAGCUGGUAGUUUUCUACGCAAUGUCCUUCCUGUGGGGUUUGGAUCUGAUUGUGCGCGAACAGUACAUCGGCAAUAUUCAGCGAAUGUGGGAAGGAUACCCCGAUCAUCCGAUGAUCUUCCUGCACAAGAUGUUUUUCAUUAUCCAGCUGGCGUACUACGCGCACUUGCUGCCGGAACUGUACUUCCAAAAGGUGAAGAAAGACGAACAGAAGCCCAAGAUUCAGCACGCUUUAGCUGGUCUGUUCAUCAUCGAAACUGCUUACUUCCUUGGAUUCCAACGUAUCGCGCUCGUCCUUCUGACCCUGCACUAUUUCUGUGAAUUCGUUGCCCACAGCUUCCAGCUGGUGGACAUUGUCGAUAAGGAAGGAAAGUUCGCCAAAUUGCGUCUCGUACACAACGGACUGUUCAUUCUUACCCGUUUUGCAACGAUGGUUCUGUCGUUCCUCACGCUGUUCUACAGCAUCGACAACAUUUCCCAAACCAAGCGCGUCCUGAUGCUGUCCAUGGUGUUCGGAUUGCAGGGCUACCUGUUUUACGACUUUAUCUCCAGCGUACUCCGCUCCAAGCGGGAAAGCUCUACCGAGGAACGCAACGCAAAAGUAACGGUUAGCACAAAUAAGACUGAAAAGCCGAAAAAGCAGAAGAAGAAGGAAAGCGAUCUGCCCGAGGCCGAUCAAAACUCUGCCCAAUCGUCUCCCAAAGCGACGACCACCAGCACGUACAACGUCCGUAAGACGAAAGUAAAGUAAAACGGGCGGGCGGACGGGUAAAAAGCUUCAGAGCUUGCAUCCCUCCCCCUGUUCAUUUUGUUUUUCCAUCCAAUUUUGCUGGUCGCAUUGUUUCCUUCGAAGAAAGAUACAGUAUAGUAACGUUUAAUAGCGAAUCGAACUCAUUGGAAAGCAGCACAGAAAGUGUACACAAUGUGGUGUGUUGUUUGCCGGGCUGUUUCAAGCAGCAAAGCACGGACGCGAACAAAAAUACGGAUCAUUUUUUGUUUUUCGGUUUUUCGUUUUGUUUCUCGGAUCUAAUCUAAUGUCGACAGAUUUUUUCUACUAUUGUUUUGUGCGUCUGCAGGAGGUGAAAAUAUUUGUACAAAGACACUUUCACACAUUGAUUUGCUUUUCGGCUUUAUGACAGUGGAGAUGCAUUUAUCUUAAAGAUAAACGUUCGUAUAGACAGGUGUAGCAAGUGGCGAGAGGUCCUGGAGGGGUUAUUCUAGAUUCUGCCGUUCCCACUUAAGUGUUAAUCAGGUAUUUUUCUGAGCAUAAUUUUGUCCAUUCUUAUACAAAUAAUAACAAUUGCUAACAAAAGACC
This is a messenger RNA of Anopheles stephensi (Asian malaria mosquito), 2076 nucleotides long. It is a transcript of the gene TRAM, whose product is annotated as translocating chain-associated membrane protein 1. The record is from RefSeq and is a predicted model, not a curated record. Bases 375 to 1511 code for a protein of 378 amino acids. Gene Ontology annotation, biological process: protein insertion into ER membrane; ceramide biosynthetic process; SRP-dependent cotranslational protein targeting to membrane, translocation. The transcript has 5 exons. Gene Ontology annotation, molecular function: sphingosine N-acyltransferase activity. Gene Ontology annotation, cellular component: endoplasmic reticulum membrane. NCBI's taxonomy places the organism in Eukaryota, Metazoa, Arthropoda, Insecta, Diptera, Culicidae.